Dryobates pubescens (Downy woodpecker) is the source of this 2403-nucleotide messenger RNA. RefSeq names its product inositol monophosphatase 2 (gene IMPA2). NCBI's taxonomy places the organism in Eukaryota, Metazoa, Chordata, Aves, Piciformes, Picidae. The record is from RefSeq and is a predicted model, not a curated record. Gene Ontology annotation, biological process: inositol metabolic process; signal transduction; phosphatidylinositol phosphate biosynthetic process. The coding region runs from base 180 to 1067 and encodes 295 amino acids. Gene Ontology annotation, molecular function: inositol monophosphate 1-phosphatase activity. The transcript has 8 exons.
CAGCUCCCGCCGGGCCGCCUCCCCGCGCGCCGCUCCCCUAGGCGGGGCGGCGCCGGAGCGCGGAGUGACAGCAGCGGCCGCGGCGGCGGUGAGCGCGCCGGGCACCCUACUCCACGGCCGCUCCUCGGCGGGGAGCCGGCCCCCCGCGCCCCCCCGGGUCCUGCUUCACCGCCGCCACGAUGAAGCCGUGCGAGGAGGAGGAAGAGGAUGGCGGAGCGGCGGCGGCCGGUGGUGGCGGGGAUCCCUGGAAGGAGUGCGUGGAGGUGGCGGUGCAGCUGGCGCUCCGCGCUGGGCAGAUUAUUAGGAAAGCUCUAACAGAGGAGAAACAAGUGUCCACAAAGACAUCUGCAGCAGAUCUUGUGACAGAAACUGAUCACUUUGUGGAAAAUCUAAUUAUUUCUGUUCUAAAAGAGAAGUUUCCCUCCCACAGGUUUAUUGCAGAAGAAUCCACUGCUGCUGGUUCAAAAUGCGUCCUCACUGACAGUCCAACGUGGAUUAUUGACCCUGUUGAUGGAACGUGCAACUUUGUGCACAGAUUUCCAACAGUGGCAGUGAGCAUUGGGUUUGCUGUUAACAAAGAGCUUGAAUUUGGUGUAAUUUACCACUGCACUGAAGAACGGUUAUACACUGGUAGAAGAGGUCAAGGGGCAUUUUGUAAUGACAAAAGGCUUCAGGUAUCAAAAGAGACAGAUAUCUCGAAGGCCUUAAUUUUAACAGAAAUUGGUCCAAAACGUGACCCUGCAACUUUGAAACUGUUCCUUGGUAACAUUGAGAGACUGCUGAAGGCCCAAGCACACGGGGUCCGUGUCAUUGGGAGCUCAACCCUGGCUCUGUGCCAUCUGGCGUCGGGCGCUGCAGAUGCCUAUUACCAGUUUGGGUUGCACUGCUGGGACAUGGCAGCUGCGACCGUCAUUAUCAGAGAGGCAGGAGGCACUGUGAUAGACACUUCAGGGGGACCUUUGGAUCUUAUGUCCUGCCGAGUGGUCGCUGCGGGCACCAGAGAGAUGGCUAUGUUCAUAGCUCAGGAAUUACAAACUAUUGACUACAGACGGGAUGAUGAGAAUUAAAAUCCUCACAGGAUGGAGUCUGCCCUCCUGAACUAUGGCAAGAUGGGUGGAAGGGUACGUGAUGUCAGCAGGAUGCUUUCCAUGGAGGCUUUUCUGUGUCAAAUAUUUUUUAUAGAUUUGUUACAAGGUGGGAAGAGUUGUAGGGAGAUUUUUAAACCUCUAACAGCUGUGUUCCCUUUUUACUAUGUUUCUCUUUCAGCAGUAUCUUUUUUAUAAGAUAGCCUAUUUUACUGGUAGUAAAUUAGUCUGGAGAUCAAGUGGUAAUUUCUUAUCUGUGAGGCUGAUAUUUAGUCUUGUUUUUGUAACAUGCAGCUAAAAAAAUGGAACUUUAUUUUUACAGAUGCAGAUCUCAGGUAAAUGAGCUUUAGGACUGUAGUCAGGAUGAGUAGUUAAGACGUGUGCCUAUAAUACCCUUGUUCUAUGAUACUUCAGAAUGCAAUAAACAUGACUUUGUUGUUUCUUUACCAUGUCAUAGCUAUAUGUCCCUGUAUAUGUCCCGAUACAUAGAUGUAUGUCUGUGUGCAUUACACCUGUACAUCUCUAUGCAUGUAUACACACACAGACCCAUGUGUGUCUCUUCUAUAUAUGGGUAUCCUAGAUGUUUACAGCAAUUUAGAAGGAGGAGCUGAUAUUGGAAGUUGUUUUCAGGUAAAGAGUAUAGGUUACAUCGGUGGUUACAGUGAGGUCUAUGCCAAUGGCAAAUAACAGAGACGAUGGUGGAAAAUGGUUAAUGAUUUUACACACAGCCCAGCUAGUUCUCGUCUCCUUUUAUCCCUCUGCCUGGGGACAAAUUGUACAGUUGUCCAGGCUUCUGUAAAAUACUCAAACCUGCGAACACUUACUACCAUAGAGUAAUUAUAGUUAAAAAAUAGCACUAUUAAACUUCUCUGAGCUAUUCACAGUAUUAAAUAUGACACGUGGCAGGAGGCCAGCGGAACAUAGCACAGUGCCAAGGAGCUGUGGAUUUUUUAGCAGAGCAGCAGGCUUUGUCCCCUUACAGGCAAGGUACUAAAAAUGUGCACAUAAGAUACCAUUGCAAAAGCUGUAAAUCACAUCCCCUUCUCACACAAAGCUGUAAUCACACUUUCUGGUCAGAAAAACCUGUAAACUCAGUUACAUACAUUUCCACAACACACGGUUGUUCUCUCUCUUUGUGUCUAGCACUGGGUUUAAUUCCACCAAGGUUGAUCAUUGUCAUUUAGAUUUUUUUUUUUAAUCAUAAGCACAGGGAAAAUACAAGCCUUGCCAGAAAAGUAAUCAAGAUUAAAUCAGUUCUAUUUUUUUCCAUUUAAAAAAAUGAAUUAAAAAGUAUCUUCUUCCUUUCUUUUCUUUUUUU